AUGGCUUCUUCUGGAAAGGGUUUGGAGGAGGUCCCUGAGGGACAGAUUGAGUCUAACUAUGACGAGAUCACCGACUCCUUCGAUGCUAUGAACCUGAAGCCUGAGCUGCUUCGAGGUGUCUACGCCUAUGGUUUCGAGCGCCCCUCUGCUAUUCAGCAGCGUGCUAUCAUGCCUGUCAUUAGGGGCAACGAUGUCAUCGCGCAGGCUCAGUCCGGUACCGGCAAGACUGCCACCUUUUCCAUUUCCGCCCUGCAGAAGAUCGACACCUCCCUGAAGGCUUGCCAGGCCCUGAUCCUGGCUCCGACCCGUGAGCUUGCCCAGCAGAUCCAGAAGGUCGUCGUUGCCAUUGGUGACUUCAUGAGCGUUGAGUGCCAUGCUUGCAUUGGUGGUACCAAUGUCCGUGAGGACAUGAAGGCUCUCCAGGACGGCCCUCAGGUCGUCGUUGGUACUCCCGGCCGUGUCCACGACAUGAUCCAGCGCCGUGUCCUCCGGACCGACCAGAUUAAGAUGUUUGUCCUCGAUGAGGCCGAUGAGAUGCUUUCUCGUGGUUUCACCGAGCAAAUCUAUGACAUCUUCCAGCUCCUUCCUCAGUCGACCCAGGUCGUCCUGCUCUCCGCUACCAUGCCUCAGGAUGUCCUCGAGGUCACCACCAAGUUCAUGCGUGACCCUGUCCGCAUCCUGGUCAAGAAGGACGAGCUUACCCUCGAAGGUAUCAAGCAGUUCUACAUUGCCGUCGAGAAGGAGGAGUGGAAGCUGGACACUCUGUCCGACCUGUACGAGACCGUCACGAUUACCCAGGCUGUCAUUUUCUGCAACACCCGCCGGAAGGUCGACUGGCUUACCGACAAGCUGACGGCUCGUGACUUCACUGUCUCUGCCAUGCACGGUGAUAUGGAGCAGUCCCAGCGCGAUGUUAUCAUGAAGGAGUUCCGCUCUGGAUCCUCCCGUGUGCUGAUCGCCACCGACCUGCUGGCUCGUGGUAUCGACGUCCAGCAAGUUUCUCUGGUCAUCAACUACGACCUGCCCGCCAACCGUGAGAACUACAUCCACCGUAUUGGUCGUGGUGGUCGUUUCGGUCGUAAAGGUGUUGCUAUCAACUUUGUCACCGCUGAUGAUGUCCGUAUGAUGCGCGAGAUUGAGCAGUUCUACAACACCCAGAUCGAGGAGAUGCCCAUGAACGUUGCUGGUAAGUGGGAGACUACUCGAUCAACUGUGAUGCGUAAUUGGAUGCUGACAGCUGCCUGCAGACCUGAUCUAAACGACUUACGUCCCGAUUCCCUGUUUCUCUUUGUCUCAGGCAGAUCCAAGAGGUCGUGUACUCUUGGUUCUGGACUUGAGAAAAGGGAGACAUUAUUAGGAGCCAGUCUGGGCGUGGAGCUCACUGGUUUUGGCAGAUUCUCAAAAAGUGGCUUUCCUAGUGUACCGCAUGUAAUUGUUCCUUACAGCGGUCUGCCGAGGAUACAAGGCUGA
Molecule: messenger RNA, 1470 nt
Organism: Rasamsonia emersonii CBS 393.64
Lineage: Eukaryota; Fungi; Ascomycota; Eurotiomycetes; Eurotiales; Trichocomaceae
Product: RNA helicase
Exons: 5
Coding region: 1-1470 (489 amino acids)
Molecular function (GO): RNA helicase activity; RNA binding; ATP binding
Source: RefSeq, a predicted model, not a curated record